CAGCAAUCCCUUUAGCAUAAAAAAAUGAAGUUCGCGCUGUUUUUAUACGUGACGCUGUGUGUGCUGAAUUUUUACGUAAACGGCAAAUGGACUGCGCGGGAAGCUGCUAAUGAGAUUCCUACUCGUAGGCCAUACAAAUAUGGUUCUGAUCCACCACCACAUACUGAGCUUAUUGCUAUGGCCAGAUAUACGCUUCAUAAUGCAGAUUGGGCCUCCAUCGCAACUGUAUCCGUGUUGCCUGCUAUUGAAGGUUUCCCAUUCUCGAAUGUGAAAUCGAUUGCUGAUGGGUUCAUUAAAAACUCAACUGGCAUUCCUUAUUUCUACAUGUCACCGUUAGAUUUUACUGCUAAGGAUUUAUCGAAAAACAACCGUGCUACAGUACUUGUGAGCUUAGAGGAGACAAGAUACUGUGAGAGCCAGCAAUGGGACCCUGAAGACCCUCGCUGCACCAGGCUGAUGCUCACGGGUAUCAUGAAGAAGGUCAAGGAGGGCACUCCAGAGUACACUUUCGCGAAAGGCGCGUUGUUUGAGCGGCAUCCGGCUAUGGCUAACUUCCCCUCUGAUCACGACUGGUUCGUUGCGAAGUUGAAGAUUGCCCAAAUAGCAAUGGUGGACUACUUCGGAGGGGCCAAAUAUAUUCCUGUUAAGGAUUACCUCGCGUACAACUACACACAAAUUGUAAACAUACCAAGAAGUCAAAUUCUCAACCUCCAAAGUUAGAAUUUAAUAAAAAUACGUAACACAUACCUAC
Molecule: messenger RNA, 751 nt
Organism: Cydia amplana
Lineage: Eukaryota; Metazoa; Arthropoda; Insecta; Lepidoptera; Tortricidae
Gene: CREG
Product: protein CREG1
Exons: 7
Coding region: 25-720 (231 amino acids)
Source: RefSeq, a predicted model, not a curated record